Drosophila ananassae is the source of this 4274-nucleotide messenger RNA. RefSeq lists its product as uncharacterized. Gene Ontology annotation, molecular function: protein binding. Bases 47 to 4195 code for a protein of 1382 amino acids. NCBI's taxonomy places the organism in Eukaryota, Metazoa, Arthropoda, Insecta, Diptera, Drosophilidae. The transcript has 3 exons. The record is from RefSeq and is a predicted model, not a curated record.
UUUCAGUUUUCUGUUACAUUUUUUCACCCCUAUUUAAAAUGAAUAUAUGUCGCUGUCUAAUUAUCCGAAGAAGAUACUGUUAUUACUAUCGCUCUACUUGACUCUAGGAUCUGCACAGAUUAGCGAAUUGGAAAUGGCCAAGAUCAAGGUUUACUGCAACGAAGAUGUUCCUUACGGGCAGCCAACACCCAUUGUCAUAACUAUGGAAAUGCUUCCCGUUAAGAACUCUAUAACUUUGCACCUCAGCACGCCCAGCUAUUUGCUGGCCUAUUUGGAGGUGGGAUCUGGGGUUCAAAGGGAAAUGCCUCCCAAGUUUGAAAAAACCCCCUCAAUCAGUGGAAAUCUUUCUACUUUGGGCAUCAAGACGAAAAUGAAACCCGAAUAUGAAAACGGAUUCUUGGCGAAUUUUAUGGCAAUUUUUUGGUCAAUUACCGAUAGGCUUCUGACCCUAAUUGGCCGAGUGCCCUCCCUGCCCUGGAUAUACGAUGUCACGGAAUCGAUUCGUAUUAACGUGAAUCCCGCCGAGCACUGUGUUCCUCAACUAACACUUCAAAAGUGUUCGGAUCCGAUGAAACCUAAAAGGGUCCUGAUAACACGAAACCUAAUCAUGAAGCCGAAAUUUUUAGAUACCUGCAAUUUGACAAUUAAGACGGUCUUCCAUUGGCGUUUUACGGAUGUUAUUGGGUUGACACAGUUCUCAUCCUAUUCCACAAGUAAUCCCCGGCUCACCCUUAAAGAAUAUUCCCUGGGAUUCCCCACCUCCUAUGAGAUGUGGAGGAACCUUCUUGUCUUGACGGUUGAGGGACAAGUGGAUGAUUAUUCUUUCGCGGCUCGAUGCUAUCUGAAAGUGAUUAUGGGCGGAGUGGAGGCUGUAAUUACAGGAGGCACAACGAGAAGUGCUCAAAGGAACCAAGUCCUGUGGCUGAACGGCUCCCGGAGUCAGGAUCUCUCGAAAAAAAGCACGGACACUCAGUUUUCCAGUUAUCAUUGGAGUUGCUAUUCAUUUGACGAUAAGGACAAUCCCAUUUGUCGUCAAAAUAUAUCUAAAGACGCCGUGUUUAGUAUUCCAGAAUUUUCCUUUAGAAGGGAGUGCAGAUACGUUUUCACCUUGAAGGUCUCUAGGGAUGAUGAUCCGAAAGUUACAUCUCAAAAAUAUCAAUCAAUCACCAUGACAGAUUCGAAAGUACUAGAUAUCACGAUCGAGUGCGUAUGGAACUGCCAAAUGGACCUCGUAUCGCCAAGCUCUGAUGUGCAACUCAGGGCCAAGUGCACCAAUUGUUUUGGCAAGAAUCUGAAAUAUAAAUGGUAUGUUGGUAGAAAGAAACCACUAACUUCAAAACUGCUUGCAAUGUAUUUGGGAUCUGCAUCAAACAAAACCCAAAUCAAUCUCGUGGUGUCCGCGACAGAUGGAAGUUUUGGCAGGGAUGUUAGGACACUGAUACGAAAUCCUGGUCCAUCCCAAGGAAAAUGUUUCGUGAGCCCCACGGAAGGACAGGAGGCACUCACGCCAUUCAUUCCCUGUUGCCAAAACUUUUUUACUUUAAAUAAUCCAAUUGAAUACUGGUACUAUGCAGGACCGGUUUUCCUGGACAGUUGCUUCGAUUGCAGUUGCGAAGUUCACUUGCCCAUCACCAAAUUCAUCAAAGUAUUGGUCUGCGAUGUCGUCCUUGUUUGCCGACCCAGUUGGAUAAGUGUUAACGUUACCGCCCUGGAUAAUAUUCCAGUUCACCCUCCGAUGGAACUAUGGAAGUAUAUCACCAACCCACCCUACAAUAUCCUUAAUCUUCUCGAAGAAGGUCUGUUCCUCAGAUACUUCCAAACGAUUCAGUCUAUGGCAGAUCGGGUAAAUGAAGUGGACUCGGCCAUUGUACUUCUAAGUUCUCUCAAAGGAUACCAGUCGUAUUCCCGGGGAUCACUUGGCAAAUUGGCUAACCUAACGCUAACCCUGGCUAAGCGUUUACAGCCUUUUAAUAUGAAGAAACAAGCCGUUCUUACCUACGUGGUUCGCAAAAUCAACAACAAUUUCCAGGAAAUAUUUGAAAACGAUAAUAUAAUGUCAAUACUAGCCGAGAAGCCGUUGAUCAAGACAACCCUCGCUUGCCUGAAGGUCUAUGAUAUCAUGAAAAAGCUAUCCAACAUAACGCCUCCUCCUCCAUCGCCCAUUUACCGCCUGUAUCGAACAGCUCGAUUGGCUGGCAAACUGGACCAGAAACUAAUCGAUCACCUAGCUAUUGAAAUUAAAAAGCUGAGCAACGGUCCAAUGGCUGUUGAGUGGCUUAGUUGGCUCAAUACCACAUGGGAAACAGAUCGUCUCCAUGGUUAUUUGGGAUACUCUCGAAGGCGAGAUUUCAGAGCGCACUUGGAUGAUCACGAUGUUGUUAUUCAAAACUUUUAUCCCUCCAUAUCCCUGAGCGUCGUCUGUGUCGUGGCUGUGCCUCACAAAACUUUUCAUAUUGAUACUGCCGAUGGCUACCAAACUGUUUAUUUUACUCCGGAAUUCCUUGAAGAAUUUUGGGAAACGGAUGAAAUUCCGCUGUGCAUCAAGGUAAUAUCAGUGAAACGCAGACUAAAGUGGUGGUAUCCCACAGAGCGAAUGCCGAGCUUUGUGCUUCUCAGUGUCCGGAUUUUUCAAUACAACGACUCGUUUACCCAAGAGGUUCAUCUCAGACAGAGCACAAUAAGCUUCAGACAAGUUCUGCCAGAAGUUAUAGAGUUCGAGGCAUUGGUGGACGAGCCGUUAGCUAAAAUAGGUAAACAGGUCCCUAUGAGCAAACGGAAGGAAGAAGGCCACUUGUCACAUACAGUCGACCAGGCUGGCAUCUAUAUGAACUUGAUGCAGAAGGUGACCCUCAAAAACCUGAAAGAUGUGCGGAUCUAUCGCACCUUACUGAACAAGCAUACAAUGUUGGCGGUUCAUUUUGUUUCAACGACUCAUCCUCUACAGGUGAUGGUGACCCUGGAGAAGCAGCCUCUGUUUUCACAACUAUCGAAAUCAUCAUGUUUCAUCCCGGUCUCAAAUAAUUGUAAAGUGGUAUUGCUGCGAAAUAAUUGCAGUAAGGCGAUGCGAGCUUAUGUGGCAGUGCAAAUCGUUCAUAACGUGACGAUUAGUGCUGGUGAGGCGAACUUUGCAUUUGCCUUUCAGUUGCGAUUUUGCGAGUACUGGAGAUAUAGUAUGCCACCGGAUAAACAGCACUGGAGGCAUUAUCACUGUAUUCCAUCGAUGGACAAAGAUGUAAAGAUGGGCUUGUUCUGCUCCUGCAAAUUGCUCAGCACAUAUACCGCAUAUACACAUUUUAUUCCGCCCGUUCUGAUACCCAUAAACCCCUUUCUUGAAAUUAAACUUAAUUACAUCCUUAUUUCAGCCUAUAUAAUACUUCUCGCCCUUCUAAUCCCAUGGCUAAUUUGGCUAAUUAACAAUCGCAAUCAACUGCCAAACAGAGCGGUUUUCCAUCGACUAGUGGACCUAGAUGAUAAGGCCAUGAAGACCCGCAAAGUACACGAUCUGUGGGUCCUCAUCAAGACGGGUGGAUUUAUUAAUUCCGAAACCACGGCAUCGAUAAGAAUCACAUUCCAGAGCAGAUACGGACACAGGAUAAAUAUGACUCAGGAUCCGGAGCACAUACGUUUUAAGCGGAACACGACCAACACCCUGUGGCUAAAAACGCGGGACAUUCGAAUACCCACAAAGCUAUUUAUUUCCCACAACAAUAAUGGACGUUUUCCCAGUUGGUUUCUGCGCCGCAUCGAGAUAGAUGACAUCCAGACUGGGGAGUCCCAGGUCUUCAUCGCCCGACGGUGGAUCACAAGGAAUCAUGGCAUUGUCCUUCAAUCGGAAUUGAUAUUCAAGCGCGGCGAUUCUCGGUUUAUCGGAACCAGGAGGCGACGAUUCGCACUGAUCUUCGAAAUGCUAUGGAAUAACUGGUCCCUCUGGCAUCCAAUCACCGCCGGCUGGCGAGACACCAAUCACUAUCCGAACAUAUCCCGGGCCAAACGAGCUUGCAUUUUCAUCAGCAAGAUACUGGUCACUUUCACCAUAUGCAUCUGCUACUUUGGCCUGACAACCGAGGAGAGUCUCCAGUUGAUUCGUAACCAAAUUAUUGCCUUAGAAGAUGUCAUCAAGCUGAGUCUGAUCUGCGGCAUUACAGAAACAAUUUUGCAAUCUUUAAUGGAACAAAUCAUCCGCCGAUUCGGAUAGAUCUUCGCCUUAUAAAAAAAGUAUGUGAAGGAAAAUGUUUCUGACUAAUUAAUUUAUUAAAAAAAAAAUGCUCUCCUUU